AUGCAUUUCAAUCUUGCUUUCUUUAUCAUCGGGCUUGUGUCCUUGGUAUUCGGACUACCUUUAGCUCAUCCGGUCUCUUCCACCACCGUGCAAGUUCACUCUCCUCGCAUGAACAAGCCAGUGCCGCCACCACUCACAGUCGUAUCAGUGACGAUCAAAUACAAUUCCGCUCUUCCUCAAGAGUGGAUCACCGAUGCCCUUAAAUCUGAUAUUGGCUCCACGACCCCCACAUUCACUCCGGACGCGAAGCAGAAGGGUGCUGAGGCCGAAAUAGCGUUGAAAGAUCCUAAUGGCCACAAGUCUACAAAGAAAAAGAACCUGAAGCUCAAGGUUACUGCUAUGUACUAUGCACCAACUUAA
Messenger RNA from Lentinula edodes (shiitake mushroom), 360 nucleotides. RefSeq lists its product as uncharacterized. The coding region runs from base 1 to 360 and encodes 119 amino acids. The record is from RefSeq and is a predicted model, not a curated record. The transcript has 2 exons. Lineage: Eukaryota; Fungi; Basidiomycota; Agaricomycetes; Agaricales; Omphalotaceae.